Molecule: messenger RNA, 828 nt
Organism: Kickxella alabastrina
Lineage: Eukaryota; Fungi; Kickxellomycota; Kickxellomycetes; Kickxellales; Kickxellaceae
Exons: 2
Coding region: 1-828 (275 amino acids)
Source: RefSeq, a predicted model, not a curated record
AUGUCAGCAUCAAAUGCCAAUGUCUCUGAUCUUGUGUGCUGCUUGCAGCAGCUGAUUAAGCUGAUAGCCCACCUGACUGUAUUUUCACAGUUUCACCAGCAGGCCGCAUCACUGGACUCACUGGAGGAGUUUGCCCUGCAGAUUGUCAGCAGCACCAACUACUUCCAGGGGAUCGAGACGCCCAAGCAUCUGAUCAAGCGCCAGGUCAAGGUAGCACCACCACCUGCCUUCGUCAUGCCCACUGCCGCACCAUUCAAGAAGCUCACCAUCAAGUCCAAGAAGCAGAAGGCAGUCAAGGAGGAGAAGGCCGAGGAGUACAUCGAGGACAACGAGGAGUGCCAGCAGUGCAUCAAGCAACUUUUGGGUGAGCAGUGCAACCUCCACCACAUGCACCUCAAGGAGGUCCUCAAGAGUCUGCAGGAAAUCGGUCUCAAGUGCCAAUACCGCCCAGUCGCCACCAAGGAUGAGGGGACAGUCGCUGAUGGAAAGACCUCGCCUCUGAAGGGCAUUUUUGCUGUGCUUCACCAAGAUACCCUGGACGUUGCUACGCCGACCCAACUGCAAAUGCAAACGCUGAACCGGAGGCUGCCGCUGAUCCCGAAGCCAGACGGCACGGCGGAUGGGGCGGUGGUGGAUGGCGCGGUGGCGGAUGGCGCGGUGGCGGAUGGCGCGGUGGUGGAUGGCGCGGAGGUGGUGGUGGAUGGCGCGGUGGCGGAUGGCAUGGCGGUGGCGGAUGGCAUGGCGGUGGCGGAUGGGGCGGUGGCGGUGGCGGGUGGGGCGGUGGCAGAUGGUAGUGACAGCUCGCACCGCGACUUCAGCCUCGUUUGA